Psammomys obesus (fat sand rat) is the source of this 1808-nucleotide messenger RNA. It is a transcript of the gene Pccb, whose product is annotated as propionyl-CoA carboxylase subunit beta. The coding region runs from base 2 to 1645 and encodes 547 amino acids. Gene Ontology annotation, molecular function: propionyl-CoA carboxylase activity. The record is from RefSeq and is a predicted model, not a curated record. The transcript is spliced from 15 exons. Gene Ontology annotation, cellular component: mitochondrion. Lineage: Eukaryota; Metazoa; Chordata; Mammalia; Rodentia; Muridae.
CAUGUGGCUCGCUAGCAGAGGAAAAAUGGCGGCGGCGAUGCGGGCGGUGGCGGCUGGAGCGAGGCUCGGCGUUCUGGAUUGCGGCCUCCGCGCCACGGUCCGGGGCCUCUGCAGCCAGCCUGUCUCGGUCAACGAGCGCAUCGACAAGAAGCGCCGAGCCGCGCUGCUGGGCGGCGGCCAGCGCCGCAUCGACGCGCAGCACAAGCGAGGAAAGCUAACUGCCAGGGAACGGAUCAAUCUCCUGCUGGACCCUGGCAGCUUCGUGGAGAGUGAUAUGUUUGUGGAGCACAGAUGUGCCGACUUCGGAAUGGCUGCUGAUAAGAAUAAGUUUCCUGGAGAUAGCGUGGUUACUGGACGAGGCCGAAUCAAUGGACGAUUGGUUUAUGUCUUCAGUCAGGAUUUUACAGUUUUUGGAGGCAGUCUGUCAGGAGCACAUGCUCAAAAGAUCUGCAAAAUCAUGGACCAGGCCAUAACAGUGGGGGCUCCAGUGAUCGGCCUCAAUGACUCCGGGGGUGCCCGAAUCCAAGAGGGCGUGGAGUCCUUGGCUGGCUACGCAGACAUCUUCCUGAGGAAUGUCACGGCGUCCGGAGUCAUCCCUCAGAUUUCUUUGAUCAUGGGCCCAUGUGCUGGUGGGGCCGUCUACUCCCCUGCCCUAACAGACUUCACAUUCAUGGUGAAGGACACCUCCUAUCUGUUCAUCACUGGCCCUGAGGUUGUAAAAUCUGUUACCAAUGAGGACGUCACUCAGGAGCAGCUGGGUGGUGCCAAGACCCACAGCACUGUGUCAGGCGUGGCCCACAGAGCUUUCGACAAUGAUGUGGAUGCGCUGUGUAACCUGCGCGAGUUCUUCACCUUCCUGCCCCUCAGCAACCAGGACCCGGCUCCCGUCCGCGAGUGCCACGACCCCAGUGACCGUCUGGUUCCUGAGCUGGACACAGUCGUUCCUCUGGAGUCAAGCAAAGCCUACGACAUGCUGGACAUCAUCCACUCAGUGAUUGAUGAGAGAGAGUUUUUUGAGAUCAUGCCCAAUUACGCAAAGAACAUUGUUGUUGGCUUUGCAAGAAUGAACGGGAGGACCGUCGGAAUUGUUGGCAACCAGCCCAAGGUGGCCUCAGGGUGCUUGGACAUUAACUCCUCUGUGAAGGGCGCUCGCUUUGUCAGAUUCUGUGACGCAUUCAAUAUCCCACUCAUCACUUUUGUUGAUGUCCCUGGCUUCCUUCCUGGCACCGCACAGGAAUAUGGUGGCAUCAUCAGGCAUGGCGCCAAGCUGCUGUAUGCGUUUGCCGAGGCAACUGUGCCCAAAAUCACAGUCAUCACCAGGAAGGCCUAUGGCGGUGCCUAUGAUGUCAUGAGCUCCAAACACCUUCUUGGUGACACCAACUAUGCCUGGCCCACAGCUGAGAUUGCUGUCAUGGGUGCAAAGGGUGCUGUGGAGAUCAUCUUCAAAGGACACCAAGAUGUGGAAGCUGCCCAGGCGGAAUACGUGGAAAAGUUCGCCAAUCCCUUCCCCGCAGCCGUGAGAGGGUUUGUGGAUGACAUCAUCCAGCCAUCCUCUACUCGUGCUAGGAUCUGCUGUGACCUGGAAGUCUUGGCCAGCAAGAAGGUGCAUCGUCCCUGGAGAAAACAUGCAAAUAUCCCACUGUGAACAGAUCUAAGGGAAAUAGGCCAACAGCUGAAAAACUGGUCAUUUGUAGCCUUUUACAAUCAUGAGAAAACAGGAUCUACACACCUUGGAAGUUGAUUAAACUUCAGAACGAGUUCUUGUGCCUGGUAUAAAAUUAUUUGAUCUAUUAAAAUCUUCAUUGGUA